UGAGCUGACUGAGUACAUUCUGUCUUCCUCUCUCAAGGAGCUGAGAAGUUUUCGAGAUGGCGUUCAAUGGAAAAUACGAGCUUGUGUCACAAGAAAACUUUGAAGCUUUCAUGAAAGCUAUUGGUCUGCCUGAUGACUUGAUAGAGAAGGGGAAAGACAUUAAGAGUGUCACAGAGAUGGUGCAGAAUGGAAACCACUUUAUUGUCACAGUGACCACAGGCUCCAAGGUUCUACGUAAUGAGUUUACUGUGGGCCAGGAGGCUGAGCUGGAAACCCUUUCAGGAGAGAAGGUCAAGUCUAUCGUUCAACUGGAAGGGAACAAGUUAACUGUGAACCUUAAAGGAAUUAAUUCCGUCACUGAACUUGUUGGAGAUACAAUCACCAACGUGAUGACCGUGAAAGACAUCGUCUACAAGAGGACCAGUAAGCGAAUUUAAGAGAAGAGGAAGUUAUUGUUACU
Molecule: messenger RNA, 460 nt
Organism: Pelobates fuscus (common spadefoot toad)
Lineage: Eukaryota; Metazoa; Chordata; Amphibia; Anura; Pelobatidae
Product: fatty acid-binding protein, liver-like
Exons: 4
Coding region: 57-437 (126 amino acids)
Biological process (GO): fatty acid transport
Cellular component (GO): cytosol; nucleus
Molecular function (GO): fatty acid binding
Source: RefSeq, a predicted model, not a curated record